Molecule: messenger RNA, 964 nt
Organism: Gracilinanus agilis (Agile Gracile Mouse Opossum)
Lineage: Eukaryota; Metazoa; Chordata; Mammalia; Didelphimorphia; Didelphidae
Gene: SELENOW
Product: selenoprotein W
Exons: 6
Biological process (GO): response to selenium ion
Cellular component (GO): cytosol
Source: RefSeq, a predicted model, not a curated record
AGACCCCCGCUCUGCGGCGGUAGAAGGGAGCCCGGGCCGGCUGUCGGGGGCCGUCCCAUCCCCGCUCUCCCCGCUGGCCUCCCCCCCCGCGCGCGGGAGCAGUGGCGGCGCCCCGCCCCCCGCCAGAGGACACAAUGUAACAUGCGCCGACCGCAGCUGCGUUCUAUUUCCGAGCGUGGGCCGCGCUACCUUUCAGCUUCCCGCUGCAGCUGUCCACCCCGGCGGGGACAAAGCCGACGCUCCAGCCAUGGCCAUCCAAGUCCGUGUGGUCUACUGUGGUGCCUGAGGUUACAAGCCCAAGUAUCUGUUGCUGAAGAAGAAGCUAGAGGAUGAAUUCCCCGGCCUCCUGGACAUCAAUGGGGAGGGGACCCCGGAGGUCACCGGCUUCUUUGAAGUAACGGUUGCUGGGAAACUUGUCCAUUCCAAGAAGGCUGGAGAUGGCUUCGUGGACACUGUGGACAAAUACCUACAAAUUGUGGCUGAGAUCAAGGCCGCCCUGGCCUAGUGGUGCCUGAAGGCUGAGCUCCAGGGCCUCGUCCUGCCCCCUGCCCACAAUGCUCUAUGAUGGGAAGGAUCGAAAUGUCCUCGCGAUUCCUGGUUCUUCCCUGAAAUCCUCGCAGCUGUUGGGCCGGGGCCGAGGCUGAUGUCCUGAGCCUGCCCCGAGUGCUUGUGUGCCCCCUUCGCCCAAGACGCAUCUCUCCCGCCGCCCGCUGGGUUCUUCCUGCCCGAAACGCUAUUGCCCUCCCAGAAGUGCCCCUUCAUCAGCCCCUCUGAGACCUUUUGGGCCUUCCCUGCUCAGGAGCUGUCCAGCCUCUGCAGCCUCAGCGAUCUCCUCUGUAAAAUGAGGGGGCCACAGCCUCCCAGGAGCCUCCUCUGCCUCCCACAGGCUUGACCCAGCAGGGCCCAGGAAAACCCAAAAAACAGGCUUUGCCAUGAGGGCUAAUAAAGAGAAAAAAUAAAUUUC